AUUCAAGAUCUGGUGGCCAUAACAUGUGAGGAAAAUCAAAGACUUGUUGGUAGUUCAAGAAACAUGGUUGGUCUGGAAACAACGAUAUUUUUCUCCUUGGUGUGUUUGGCAUUGUCGGAUAAGCCAGGCUACCAUCCAAACCAAGUGGAAUCUGUCUCCAAGGCCGAACCAUUGACUGGUUACUUUGCGCCGUACAAAGAUGGCCAUGCGUCAGUGGCCUCAAAUCGAGCCCAGUUCGCGCGAAAUUCCCAAUAUCUGGCGUCCCAAAAAGCCUCCAAGUAUGUGUCCGUGGCUUUAGCCAAUGAGGCCAAAUUGGCCGCGGCUGAAGCCAAUGCAGUGGUGGCGGUUCAACACGAGCGGGCUGCCCAGCUCUCCAAUGCCGUUCAGGAGGCACACUCCCAAUCAUUCACGUCGUCGGCCUUAGCUUCCAAGUUGUCCAAAGUUUCCCAUAGUCUCCACAUCCUGGAAGAUCAGCUGUUGACGCACGUCAACGCUAUCAAGAGUUUAGCGUCGUCAGCUGAACACAUAGCUGACCAAGCGCUGAAAGUGGUCAACACAUUAGCCCACAUCGAAGUUGACCAACGCGCCGUGGCGGCUGAAGCUCGAGAGCGAGCAAAUGCUUUAGCUCACAAGCAGGUUUUGGCCCUCCACAGUCUCUCUGAGGCCCAAGGAGCCGCAAAUGACGCUCACGAAGCGGCCAGUUCGGCCAGCUCUUUUGCCUCAUCUCACGGUUCAGGGAAUAAUGAUGUUGACCAUGGCGAUGUGGGUGGAUAUGAUGGCUCUCAAAUAGAGGUGAUCCACGAUACCCUAGAAGGGGAUGGUUUUACAGACCAGGAUUCCUACGGAGUGCCUCAGGGGUCAAUUGAAAGUCAUGAUCCAAUUGAACAAGAAUAUCGAUCCUUCGAAUGGGCUCCGGUGAAGGAGAAUAAUUCGUCGUCGUCGUCGUCAUCUAAUUCUUCAAUCAAUGUAAAUUCUUACGGACAGCCCAUCAAAGACCUUCACCACGGAUAUCCAACCAUACCACUUGAACCCCAGGCUGGAUUGAAUACCACUAAAGUGGUCAGUGUCUUCAGUACCGCAUCGCCCAGUUUUUUCACCAUCGGCGACCAGCAGGGUUCGACGGCCGCAACGGCAAGGCCCAAGAAUGCCCAAACCAAGGGCCGGAUGAUGAAGCGGCAGGGCUGGAAUUACCAAGAUUAGAUUUCGAUUGGCAGACAAAAAAUGAGUGGUGGGUGACCAGGAAAGACAUAGAAUAUAUAUUUUGUGAAGUGCGCAUUGAACAACCAAAGCAUUCUUAAUCUUUCACAUGUAGUUCAAUAUGUUCUUGCGAGGCGAG
Messenger RNA from Tigriopus californicus, 1336 nucleotides. RefSeq lists its product as uncharacterized. The coding region runs from base 64 to 1200 and encodes 378 amino acids. The record is from RefSeq and is a predicted model, not a curated record. The transcript is spliced from 2 exons. Lineage: Eukaryota; Metazoa; Arthropoda; Copepoda; Harpacticoida; Harpacticidae.